Messenger RNA from Hyla sarda, 4571 nucleotides. RefSeq names its product MAGUK p55 scaffold protein 4 (gene MPP4). Bases 1722 to 3629 code for a protein of 635 amino acids. The record is from RefSeq and is a predicted model, not a curated record. Gene Ontology annotation, cellular component: plasma membrane; adherens junction. Lineage: Eukaryota; Metazoa; Chordata; Amphibia; Anura; Hylidae. The transcript has 23 exons. Gene Ontology annotation, molecular function: protein binding.
CAGAGACCAUCCUUUCAGAAGACGAUCUUCUUCCUUCAAUAUCUUGUUGGUGUUUUCCUGAUUCAUUUAUUGGAGAAUUCAUUCCGUUCCUGCGUUCUUCAGACACUUCUUCCCGAUCCCUCGUUUGCUACGAUUGAGGUCAUCCAUCCACUCCGAGGAUCAAGAGUGAUUUAUUUUCUUCACAAGUUUUAGUUAGACUUUAUUCCAGGACGUUUAAUUUUAUUCUGUUUACUUAUUUAGUUUAUAUGCAUCAAAGAAGAGGAAGUAAUGCUCCUGGUUAUACCUUAUAUCACCUGUGCUGGCCUCUGAUUGGCUACCUGUUACCUACCUAUUUGCAUAUUUAACGUUUUUUUCUGUAUUCCUUAUGUUAUUCAUUGCUGCUAUAUCUUCUGAGUAGUAAAGAAGAGAUGCAAAAUGUUCGCCUCCUGUCUUUAAUAAAAUCCAUAUUUUCCGUCAUUAGGACUAGGAAAAUCUCAAAUUAUGCAGUACAAUCCUUCCAAAGUAUUCAAGCCCCGAAUGUCAUAACCCCUAGCAACAUGUCAUACUAGUGAACUUAUUCCUGUACCAUUAUUUCCAUAUUCAAGAGUAUACAUAUAAGCCUAUAUUAGACAUAACCCCUAGUAGCAUAAAAUCAAAGAUAUUUGUAUGACAUACCUUCAAACUAACACACUUCGCUCCUAAGCACCAUAACGCCUAGUAACAUAGAAUCAAAAGGUAUUUGUAUCACAUGUUCUUGUGUUCAUUGGGUUAUACAAACAAACAUAUAGGUUUUCUCAGGUCCUGAUUGCCGUCACCCCUAACAACCUAUAGUAUUGUAUAUCACAAUCCUUCUAUAUCAUACAAUUCUAUGUUUAAUGUAUCCCAGUAAUGUUCUUAGGGAAUAAUGAAAGUAGUGUUAGCAAAAACAUAGUACAUUCAACUCCUAUACUUCGUGACCCCUAACCAACCUAAUCACACUUAAAUUUAUAAGUUCAAUCACGGCAACAGUGCCAUAACCAAUAGCAACAUAUAGUGUUAUAUAGUGCAUUGUUUCUAUCCAAAACCUAGAGAUGAGAUACCUAAAAAUAAAAUGUGCUUAAUUCUUGUGUGUCAUACCCCCUAACAGCGUGUAUGAUCCUACAUGACACACUAUCUCUGUGACACAUACUUCUAUCUCCAAGUUAUCUCAAUAUUGCACAUAAUAAUGAAUAGCCGUCCAUCACACUACUCCACAAACCUCAUUCAUACUUCUUCCAUACAUCGAAUACCCGGUACCGUCCAUCAGGAGUCUUGCUUAUUUACGCCAUAGUUUUAUUGUUACAGUAAAUUAAUUCUCUCCAAAAAAUAUAUACUUAACUAUGUAGAAUAACAUUAUUUGUCUUUGUUGGAUGAGAGGAUCAAAUAUAUUGUGGCACUCACGACGCACAGAAAUGGGGGAAGCACAUGAGCAGCACAAUUUUAAAAGCUAAUAAUUAGUAAUCAAUUAGGAAUAUAGGCAGAAAGAACAGUUCUCCUCAAAAAAUGUACACAUACUCCAAUUUUAGUAUAGGCAAAGCAUCCCAGCUCUCCACUCAAAGAGAGCUUAAUGUGGUGUCCCGGUACCGUAUUGCAUACCGUACCUUGUAUGGUGGUCCCCAAAGUCAGAGUUACUACGUUCAGGUCUCCAUGAAGCUGCAGUGGAAUGGUGUCUCACCCUGCUGUUCAUCCAGUUCAAUCACUAUUGGUUUGACUGGUUUGUUUUGAUGGUUCAUCCACAAAAAGCUGGAGAGUCUUUAAAAAUGAGGGAGACCAUGGAGAUGAACCCAGGAUGUCUUCAGGAAAAUGGUCUCUCUCAGAUCCUCACAUUAGUUCUUGAAGAGCUGGGACUUUUCUACCACACAGAUGUUAAUGGAAUUGAAGUAUUAUACAGUUUGCUCCAGGCCCCAUGGCUGCAGUCUUUACUUAAGGUACAUGAUUGUCUGCACCAAUAUAUAAGGAAGAGGCCUGCCCCUGUUGUACCAAAGGCUCGUGCUUUAAGCAGUGAGGUUGUAGACGUGUUGCGUGAGUCCCCUUCUUCAGCUGACUCUCGUGAAUUAAGGCGUCUUCUGCGAGGCCCCCAUAUCAAGGCGCUGCUAUCUGCCCAUGAUAUUGUGGCACAGAAAGAUUUUGAGCCCAUUCUUCCUCCACUACCAGAAAACAUCCCUGAGAAUGAGGAAGCGAUGAGGAUUGUGUGCCUGGUGAAAAACAAGCAGCCUCUGGGAGCUACGAUUAAACGUCAUGAAAUCACAGGUGACAUCAUAGUUGCCAGAGUAAUCCAUGGUGGCCUUGCAGAUAGAAGUGGUCUGCUGUAUGCUGGGGACAAGCUGGUGGAAGUAAAUGGGAUUCCUGUGGAUGGACUGGAGCCUGAACAAGUUAUACAAAUACUGGUUCAUUCUGAUGGAACAAUCAUAUUUAAACUCAUACCCAUUGGUGAUCGUACAGUCAGCAGUCACACAAUGCUGUUUGUCAGAGCAAUGGCAGAUUACUGGCCUCAGCAGGAUCCCGUCAUACCUUGUGCAGACGCUGGCCUGCCUUUUAAAAGAGGAGAAAUCCUUCAAAUAGUUGACCAGAGUGACUCUAUGUGGUGGCAAGCAAGAAAAGCUUCAGAUCUCAGCGGGUGCGCCGGCCUAAUCCCAUCCAACCACUUACUUAAGAGGAAACAACGGGAAUUCUGGUGGUCUCAGCCAUUCAUGUCUCACUCUUGUCUUAAAGCAUCCCAGUUGAGCACAAUUGGGGAAGAGGAAGACAUGAAGAUUGAUGAGAAAUGCGUAGAAGCUGAUGAGGAAACAUUUGAAUCAGAGGAAUUAAAAGGAGAAGAGGAAGAAUAUGGCAGUGAUGGACAGCCGUAUGCUAUUGCUGGUUUUCGGAGAAGUAUGCGCCUUUGCCGAAGAAAGUCUCACAGCACCCAAAAUACCUGUUACUCUAGAUGUCCAAGUAGCUGUUUUCACACUUUAGCUGCUCCUUAUGAAGAGGUUGUAAGAUAUCAGAGAAGGCCCUGCGAUCGUCAUAGACUUAUUGUUCUAAUAGGACCUUCUGGAGUUGGUGUUAAUGAAAUAAGAAAACAGCUUAUUCGACUAAAUCCCAAUAUGUUUUACAGCCCUGUACCACACACUACUCGUCACAAGAAAAGCUAUGAAGAGACCGGCCGAGAAUAUUUCUUUGUAUCUAAAGAGACAUUUGAAAGUUUGAUAUACAGCCACAGUUUCCUGGAGUAUGGAGAAUACAAAGGGCAUAUGUAUGGUACCAGUGUGGACACAGUGAAAGAAGUACUGGAUGCUGGUAAAAUAUGCAUAAUUGACCUGGAGCCACAGGGUGUUACAGGCGCUCGAACACAUGAACUUAAGCCAUAUGUAAUAUUUAUAAAACCACCGAGCCGAAACUGCAUGAGGCAGACAAGGAGAAACGCCAGCAUCCUCACCAAUUACUAUGUGGACCAGAAGUAUAAGGAGGAAGACUUUCAGGAAAUAGAAGAAUCUGCAAAGAAGAUAGAAGAGCAAUAUAGCCAGUUUAUUGACCAAGUGUUGGUGAAUGAUGAUCUGCAGUCUGCUACAGUCCAGCUCCUGUCCAUUGUCCGCCGUGCUCAGGAUGAGCCACAAUGGAUCCCUGCGUCUUGGAUUUGUUCAGAUUCAUAAAUAUUUUACAGAUGAGAUUACUUACUCAAAGACUUAUAUGAUUCUUGUCAGCCCAUAAAAAUGAAUAUUGGCUGAUCUGUAUAGGGCUAUCCUGACUCUCCCCAACAGCAGAUGUUGUGGUAAAAAAGGAACUGGAUAGGUUUGCCUUCAACAAGCCAGAUUCUUUCAGGAGAAAAUAAGCCAACACCAAAGUGGUCUGCCAUUGGCUUAGUACCUUAAACCAGGCAUGCAUGUUUAUGGGGUAGGAUGAGGAAGAAUAGCGGUCUACACAGCCACUCUUCACUACCUUAUAGAACAAUGAAGGAAGACUGCGGUACCUAACAUACUAUUUUACAUUUUGAGUAGAUAUAAAAGUUGAGCUACUACAAUUCUAGCAUAUUUAACAAUCUUACAUACCAGACAGCUAACAGAUUCAGUUUAGCCAUUUUUUUCCCUUUCUUAUACUUAGUAUUCUAGAAAGAUAUUUCUUAAAGAGUAUGUUUUUUUCUUUUUGUCAAACUGAGAUCUUGCAAAAUGUGGUGUGGAAGCAGCCUUGAACAGAUGCAGCAAUCCAGUGUUUUUCCUACAUGUAUUUGUCCCAGGUCAUGUAAUGUGCAAUAAACAAUAAUGGAGCAUGGUCCUGUGUCAUUCCAGCUGCUUAUGUCGUAGCAGAGCAAAGGAGAGGUUGCUGUAUUUGUAUGGGACCUGUAACUAGUCAGGCAUUCAUAGCAUCCUGCUAAUAUAGCGUUAGCAUACAUGAUCAGAAAAGAGAUUUGGGGGGAAAUUUAUCAAUUUAUUUGUACUUUGCACAAAAAAAUUGCACACUAGUUUUCUGGUGGAAGCAUUGAUACAUUGACACUUUAGUUUUCCAGAUUUAUACUGGAUCUGCCAUGUCAUACUGGUUGGGCCAUACUGCUGAGACAAAAAAAAACAAUUUCCCAGUCGCUCCUCAGUGGGGGACAC